CCCCAGACCCUGGCUGGGCGUCCAUCAACCGCGGGGUGCUCAUCUGUGACGAGUGCUGCAGCGUGCACCGCAGCCUGGGCCGCCACAUCUCCAUCGUCAAGCACCUGCGCCACAGCCCCUGGCCCGCCACCCUGCUCCAGAUGGUGCACACCUUGGCGAGCAAUGGGGCCAACUCCAUCUGGGAGCACUCGCUGCUGGAUCCAGCGCAGGUGCAGAGCGGGCGCAGGAAGGCAAACCCCCAGGACAAAGUGCACCCCACCAAGUCGGAGUUCAUCCGUGCCAAGUACCAGAUGCUGGCCUUCGUCCACAAGCUGCCCUGCCGGGAUGAUGACGGCGUCACUGCCAAGGACCUCAGCAAGCAAUUGCACUCGAGUGUGCGGACGGGCAACCUGGAGACCUGCCUGCGCCUGCUCUCGCUGGGUGCCCAGGCCAACUUCUUCCACCCGAGGCUGGGGACCUCCCCAAGGGGUGGCAGCUGCGGAAUGUUCCUGCAUGCAGGGUGGCGGUGUCCCCUGUGCUCGUCCUCCCCUGCACGUCACCAGGGUUGGCUCCACACCCUUCUGCACCCCGUUCAGCAUGGGCUUCCCCUGUUUUCCCCCUCCAGAUCCGGAAAGGUCCAUCUGCCUCCUCGGUGCCCUUCCCUCCAUCCUCCCCGCUGCUCUCCUGCCCGCCUGAUGGUGCCCGACACAUGAGCAAGCUGGACCGGCAUGGCAGUGGCACUGACAGUGACUACGACAACACACAGGCUGGUGAGGUUCUGAUCAGCAUGGAGGGGAAGCGGUAUGUGGAACUGAGCAAGGAUGAGGAUUUCCCCCACGAGCUGGACCCGCUGGACGGGGAGCUGGACCCUGGCCUGCCCAGCACGGAGGACGUCAUCCUCAAAACUGAGCAGGUCACCAAGAACAUCCAGGAGCUGCUGCGGGCAGCACAAGAGUCCAAGCAUGAUAGCUUCGUGCCCUGCUCAGAGAAGAUCCACUCAGCUGUGACAGAGAUGGCAUCACUCUUCCCUAAG
This is a messenger RNA of Zonotrichia albicollis (white-throated sparrow), 1012 nucleotides long. Lineage: Eukaryota; Metazoa; Chordata; Aves; Passeriformes; Passerellidae. The record is from RefSeq and is a predicted model, not a curated record.